UGCUCGGAGCUCGCCAAAAAGCCCAAACGCCACCGCGACCAUGGCAGCGCUCCGGCGGAAAUUCGGGGAAGACUAUCAGGUCGUGAACACGAGCCGGGGAACCCCUUUCUCUGCUCCUGUCAAAAAGAAGCGUCAGCGUUUCGUGGAGAAGAACGGACGCUGUAACGUUCAGCACGGCAACCUCGGUGGAGAGACCAGCAGAUAUCUCUCGGAUCUCUUUACCACACUUGUGGACCUGAAGUGGCGGUGGAACCUGCUCAUUUUCAUCCUAACUUACACAAUAGCAUGGCUGGUUAUGGCAUUCAUGUGGUGGAUCAUUGCUUACAUCAGAGGGGACCUAAAUCACCGCCACGACGAAUCCUAUACCCCCUGUGUCGCCAAUGUGUACAACUUCCCCUCAGCGUUUCUGUUCUUUAUCGAAACCGAAGCGACCAUCGGUUACGGCUACCGCUAUAUUACGGAAAAGUGUCCGGAGGGAAUAAUCUUGUUCCUCUUUCAGUCGCUUCUGGGCUCCAUCGUCGACGCGUUCCUCAUUGGCUGCAUGUUCAUCAAGAUGUCCCAGCCGAAAAAGCGAGCGGAGACGCUCAUGUUCAGUCAAGACUCAGUGAUCUCCCAGCGUGACGGCAAACUUUGCCUGAUGUUCCGGGUGGGAAACCUCCGUAACAGCCAUAUGGUGUCUGCUCAGAUCAGGUGUAAACUGAUAAAGUCUCGUCAGACUCCCGAGGGGGAGUUCCUGCCACUGGACCAGUGUGAGCUGGACGUGGGCUUUGGCACUGGGGCUGACCAGCUCUUCCUAGUCUCACCACUCACCAUCUGCCAUGAGAUCAACAGCAAGAGUCCCUUCUUCGACCUGUCCCAGCGCUCACUCAUGAACGAGCAGUUUGAGAUUGUGGUCAUCCUGGAGGGAAUCGUGGAGACCACAGGCAUGACGUGCCAGGCGCGGACGUCGUACACGGAGGACGAGGUGCUGUGGGGCCACCGCUUCCUGCCCGUCAUGUCCCUGGAGGAGGGCUUCUUCCGGGUCGACUACUCCCAGUUCCACAGCACCUUCGAGGUCAACACGCCUUCCUACAGCGUCAAAGAGUACGAGGAGAAGUCCGCGCUCCCGUCACCUGCCGGCACGCCAUCACACCGCGACCGUGUCUUCUCCGUGGACUGUCUGGAGGCGCUGGAGGAGCGCGGGGGUCGAGGUGGAGGUGGAGGGGGCUCGGCAUCGGCCAGGCUGCCCAGUAAGCUCCAGCGCAUGAGCUCCUCAGGGAAGGAGGACCUCCAGAGGAAGGUGCUGCGGCUCAACUCGCAGCCCGCCGAGAGAGCCUGCAGCACGGGCGAUCUGCCGCUCAAGCUCCAGCGCCUCGGCUCCUCUCCGGUCCACGGCGCCAGCAGGGCGGACAACGGCGAGAGCCGGCUGCAGCUGAAGUCACUGAAGGUGGGCUUCGAGCCGGUCAUGACCCAGUCCACUGGAGAUCUACACCUCCAUCAGCGCAACCUGCUGCACACACACACGCCCACGCACACACACGCGCCCUUACACACGUCGCUCGGUACACCCACACCUGGAGGGCGGCCUGAGGACAACUUGCCCGCCAAGCUACGCCGCAUGAAUGCCGAUCGCUAACAAUUUUACAUAGAUGUAACUGGACUGCAAACUUACCCCAAAGCAAAUUUUGAAAGGGGUGUGCUGUCGUGUGAUAAAAAUGGACAAAUUGGAAUGGACCGAUGAAAGACGCAUGUUUGGAAUGGAAGAGAAGCAUAUUUUACCAAUUUAGUUGUUUUCGUUUGUGUUUAUUAGUUUGAAAAAAAAGAUAAGAAAUGUUGAGAUCAGGUACGUAUGUACUGGAUUACUGUGAUUUCAUUUAUACCAACUUUGA
Engraulis encrasicolus (European anchovy) is the source of this 1868-nucleotide messenger RNA. RefSeq names its product potassium inwardly rectifying channel subfamily J member 19a (gene kcnj19a). Bases 41 to 1615 code for a protein of 524 amino acids. The transcript is spliced from 3 exons. The record is from RefSeq and is a predicted model, not a curated record. Gene Ontology annotation, molecular function: G-protein activated inward rectifier potassium channel activity. Gene Ontology annotation, biological process: regulation of monoatomic ion transmembrane transport; potassium ion import across plasma membrane. NCBI's taxonomy places the organism in Eukaryota, Metazoa, Chordata, Actinopteri, Clupeiformes, Engraulidae. Gene Ontology annotation, cellular component: plasma membrane.